Molecule: messenger RNA, 825 nt
Organism: Penicillium macrosclerotiorum
Lineage: Eukaryota; Fungi; Ascomycota; Eurotiomycetes; Eurotiales; Aspergillaceae
Exons: 1
Coding region: 1-825 (274 amino acids)
Source: RefSeq, a predicted model, not a curated record
AUGCGGGAGCACCAAGGCAGCUACAAUCUUAGCCUGGAUGGCCCCUUCCUCGAGGAUCUACCCCCGGUUAUUAAGAGAUACACAUAUAAAGGGAAAGAGCAAUUCUACAACAUCUUGAAAGCCGAAACCGAUCUCUCCGAAGCUUCGACUGAAUCGAGUGAAUUCGUCCUCUUUCGUGCAAACAAGAAGACCAUUGAAACCCUCCUUGGUCCUGUCACGGAGGACACUGAUAUCGCUCAAUUUUGUUCUUCGUUUGAUACCAGCGAACAGCUUUUCCUCGUCUCCAUGCCUCUGGGUCCACAUAACGAAGCGAUUUCUCAGAUGAGCAUACUGAUUCGCCAGGCGUUAAGUCCAAUGGGCUUGGACUAUGCUCUGAAGGAAUAUCCGGGGCUCACCGUUGAAGGUGAAGACCGAGGGAAAGUGCCUGACUAUGGCUGGGGACCGAAAAGAAGAGCAUGCGGUCCCUCCGUUGCCCUCGAAGUCGCGUACUCUGAAUCGGAUUCCAAAUUGAAUUCGGAUGUUCGAUUCUGGCUGCAUCCUGAUUAUGGAAAGGCCGACCUAUGCCUCACACUUCGAAUGAAUAAAUCUCAGCCAGAAGUUCGGAUUGAAAAAUGGGAGCGGCAGAACAAUAGAACCCAUCGCUCCCAGGUUAUUUGGAUGAUUAGGAACCAAGGCGAGGUUACCACCAUUGGUCAUCCUUUGAUAAUCCCGUUCGACGCUCUCUUCCAUCGCGUGCCCGAUUUCCCAAGGGAGAAAGAUCUAGAGAUUUCAGAACAACACCUGAGGGCUCUCGCAGAGUCGAUUUGGGCAGAGCAGAGCUGGUAG